AUGGAGGAAUUAACAAAAUCAUGGAGCUGCCUCACACUCUCAGAUGUUGAAGGAUCAAAUCUUCAGAUUAAGGAAGAGGAGGCGGUUACAGACUUUGUUCUUGCAGCCAAGUUCUUGACAAAGAGAGCACUAAACUUUGACGCUAUCGCCAAAACGUUUACACCGCUUUGGAGAUCAAAAAAUGGUUUCAAAAUAAAAAAGGAGGGUGACCAAGUUAUCCUCUUCACUUUUGAUAACAGAGAAGAGAUUGAUCAAAUUCUCGAGGCUGAGUCGUGGAGUUUUGAUAAACACCUAAUGGUGCUGCAACGGUAUGACAGGGAAACUGAUGUACAUGACAUUCCGAUUCGGUUCAGGACAAGGAAGGUGGCUGAAAAAAUUUGUGGGACGAUUGGGACAGUACAUGAACCAGCUGAGGGUACAAUUACGGAGGGGGAUGGAUUCAUUAGAGUUCGAGUAACAAUUGACAUGUCUCAACCUUUGAGUCGGGGGAGAGUAAUUUCUUUGGAGAGUGGUAAAGAAUUAUGGGUAUCGUUUAAGUACGAGAGGCUAUCCAACCUAUGCUAUUGGUGUGGAAGUCUCAUGCAUGAUGAUAAAGACUACGAACUAUGGAUAGAAAGUGAAGGCACUCUUCCAUUGGAAUCUUAA
Messenger RNA from Quercus robur (English oak), 645 nucleotides. RefSeq lists its product as uncharacterized. Lineage: Eukaryota; Viridiplantae; Streptophyta; Magnoliopsida; Fagales; Fagaceae. The transcript is spliced from 2 exons. The record is from RefSeq and is a predicted model, not a curated record. The coding region runs from base 1 to 645 and encodes 214 amino acids.